Molecule: messenger RNA, 1675 nt
Organism: Glycine soja
Lineage: Eukaryota; Viridiplantae; Streptophyta; Magnoliopsida; Fabales; Fabaceae
Product: protein SENSITIVE TO PROTON RHIZOTOXICITY 2-like
Exons: 2
Coding region: 222-1454 (410 amino acids)
Biological process (GO): response to acidic pH; response to aluminum ion
Source: RefSeq, a predicted model, not a curated record
UAUUGCCAUCCACAAGUCAUAACACAGAAAAAUCCUAAGUUAUUAGUAUGUGGCUGCUUCUGCCACUUUAUAUAAAGAACGUCCCUCUCCACACUCACCUUCCAGUGUGUACAAUAACAUAUAUCUAUGCAUCUAUGAUCCCAGUCAAAGCCAAUCUUUACACGGAAAACUUAGAUACAUAGCUCACAGGUUUAUUGGAGGAAGAUUUUCAAUUUCAAGCAAUGAUGCCAAAGGCCACAAUAUCUACUACCCCCACAAAUGAUUUUCAAGAACUGCAUAUGUUUCCUGCAGCAGUGAAUAAUGAAUAUUUGGUUUCACCUUCUCUUGAAGCAAGCUCUUCCUCAUCACCUUCACACUCAUCUUCAAACUCUCUCCUCUUCUACCUCUCACUUCUCAAGGACAAGCUAGGUCAACUCCACAACCUAGUUGGUGUUCUUGUCUCCCCUCAACAAAACCUACCCGAGUCAACUCCAACGGCAAUCUCCACCAUCAAUAACACAAUCCAAGAAAUCAUAGUGGCAGCCACUUCAAUGAGAUUCACCUGCCAGCAAAUGAUUUCUAGUUCCCCUUCAGGUACUAAUACUAUUAAUGAAUUGCACCAGCAACAAAUUGAUCAUGGUAGAUUAUUACCACCAUCACAUCAUGAAUCAAACUUUAUCAACAACAAUAGGGGUGUGCCUAGUAACAUUAACAUAGUCUCACAUAUAAAUAGAGGGCAAAGUUUCUUAUCUAAUAGUAUUGAGGGAGAGGCAUCAUUGGAUUGGUUUGCUGAAAGCUACAAUAAUAGCAAUAGUGGUAAUAAUUAUUUUAACCCUAAGGAUGAUGAAGCAGCCAACAUUAUUAACAACAUCAUGGGGGAGACGAGUGAUGACAUAAUUGAAUUGGAUGCUGCGGAUUUGUUGGCAAAGUACUCAUAUUUUUGCCAAGUGUGUGGGAAAGGGUUUAAGCGUGAUGCUAAUUUGAGGAUGCACAUGAGGGCACAUGGGGAAGAGUACAAAACAAGUGCAGCUUUGCGCAACCCAAUGAAGAAAAACAACAAAAAGGAGAGUAAUUUGUUGUUUUUAGGUGCAGAAGGAAGUGUGACAAAGAGAUAUUCGUGCCCUCAACAAGGGUGUAGAUGGAACCAAAGGCAUGCCAAGUUCCAACCUUUGAAGUCAAUGAUUUGUGCCAAGAACCAUUACAAGAGGAGCCACUGCCCCAAGAUGUAUAUGUGCAAUAGGUGCAACCAGAAACAGUUCUCUGUGCUUUCUGAUUUGAGGACACACGAGAAGCACUGUGGGGACUAUCCCAAGUGGCAGUGCUCGUGUGGCACUACGUUUUCUAGGAAGGACAAGCUUAUGGGCCAUAUUACUUUGUUCGCGGGGCACACCCCAGUUCCUAAUAUUAAUGGCAUGUCAUCAUACAUGGGAAAAUCAGAAGUACAACAGAAUAAUAUUGCUGGUGGUUUAAGAUGAUAUAUGUGUUUAAUUUGAUGAUUGAUCAUCAAGAGGUGCAGUACGUUUGGGAGUGUAAUUUUGUGCAUGGUUGCGACCAUAAGCAUUGUUGCUGAGCAAUAUUGUCUUUCGUUCUUUUUAAUGUUAGUUUUCUUUUUAUUUCUUGGUGGUGUUUUCUACCGACUAGACUCUAAUUAGACUGUAAUGAUAUUGUUUGUAGAAUGCUGUUCAUUUGACCCUGA